Molecule: messenger RNA, 5477 nt
Organism: Gopherus flavomarginatus (Mexican gopher tortoise)
Lineage: Eukaryota; Metazoa; Chordata; Testudines; Testudinidae
Gene: GABBR2
Product: gamma-aminobutyric acid type B receptor subunit 2
Exons: 19
Coding region: 1-2742 (913 amino acids)
Biological process (GO): gamma-aminobutyric acid signaling pathway; G protein-coupled receptor signaling pathway
Cellular component (GO): membrane; G protein-coupled receptor heterodimeric complex
Molecular function (GO): G protein-coupled GABA receptor activity
Source: RefSeq, a predicted model, not a curated record
AUGCUGCUGCUGCUCCUGUGCUUGGGCUGGGCGCGGGGGCACUCCCGGGGGGCGGCCGGGCUGCUCCCCAACGCCACCACGCCGAUCUCCAUCAUGGGCUUGAUGCCGCUCAGCCCGUCAGAGGAGGACCAGAAGAGCAAGAUCGGCCGGGGCGUGCUGCCCGCCGUGCAGCUGGCCAUGGAUCAGAUCCGCAACGAGUCCCUGCUCAACCCCUACUCGCUGGACCUCCGGCUCUAUGACACCGAGUGUGACAAUGCAAAAGGACUUAAAGCCUUCUAUGAUGCAAUAAAAUAUGGACCUAAUCAUCUGAUGGUUUUUGGUGGAGUAUGUGCAACAGUCACUUCUAUCAUUGCUGAAUCCCUAAAAGGAUGGAAUUUGGUUCAGCUUUCAUUUGCAGCAACAACCCCCGAGUUAGCUGAUAAGAAAAAAUAUCCUUAUUUCUUCCGGACAGUGCCAUCUGAUAAUGCAGUGAAUCCUGCAAUUUUGAAGUUACUCAAAUAUUAUCAAUGGAAGAGGGUGGGAACUCUAACCCAGGAUGUACAAAGAUUCUCUGAGGUGAGGAACGAUCUGACCAGUGUUCUGUAUGGUGAAGACAUCGAAAUUUCGGAUACUGAGAGUUUCUCCAAUGAUCCCUGCACCAAUGUCAAAAAGCUCAAGGGUAAUGAUGUUCGGAUAAUCCUUGGCCAGUUUGAUGAGCAAAUGGCAGCAAAAGUGUUCUGUUGCGCUUAUGAUGAGGAGAUGUAUGGCAGUAAAUAUCAAUGGAUCAUUCCUGGGUGGUAUGAAAGUUCAUGGUGGGACUCUUGGAUUAAUUCGUCACAGUGUGUCAGCAAAAACCUUCUUACUGCCAUGGAAGGUUACAUUGGAGUGGAUUUUGAACCUCUCAGUUCAAAAGUGAUAAAGACCAUAUCAGGACGGACACCACAGCAGUAUGAAAGGGAGUAUAAUGACAAACGGGGAGAUGGACAGUCCAGUAAAUUUCAUGGUUAUGCCUAUGAUGGAAUAUGGGUGAUUGCCAAAACACUGCAGCGGGCAAUGAAAUAUCUCAACACUACAAACAAACACCAAAAAAUUGAGGAUUUUAACUACACAAACCACAAACUUGGCAAAAUAUUUCUGGAUGCUAUGAAUGAAACCAACUUCUUUGGUGUAACGGGUCAAGUUGUAUUCAGAAAUGGAGAGAGAAUGGGAACCAUCAAAUUUACACAGUUUCAAGAUAGAAAGGAAGUGAAGGUGGGAGAGUAUAAUGCUGUAGCUGAUACACUGGAAAUAAUCAACAACACCAUCAGGUUCCAAGGAUUGGAGCCUCCAAAGGACAAAACGAUUAUACAAGAACAGCUGCGUAAGAUCUCCUUGCCUCUCUACAGUAUUCUUUCAGCACUCACUAUCCUAGGAAUGAUCAUGGCCAGUGCUUUUUUGUUCUUUAACAUCAAAAACAGAAAUCAGAAGCUAAUAAAGAUGUCCAGUCCCUACAUGAACAACCUUAUUAUCCUUGGGGGGAUGCUUUCCUAUGCAUCUAUUUUUCUUUUUGGCCUUGAUGGAUCCUUUGUCUCUGAAAAGACAUUUGAGACACUUUGCACAGUCCGGACGUGGAUUCUUACUGUGGGCUACACAACUGCAUUUGGAGCAAUGUUUGCAAAAACCUGGAGAGUUCAUGCAAUUUUCAAAAAUGUAAAAAUGAAGAAAAAGAUCAUUAAGGACCAGAAGCUGAUGGUGAUAGUUGGAGGGAUGCUGCUGAUUGAUCUUUGCAUCUUGAUUUGCUGGCAGGUUGUGGACCCCUUGAGAAGGACAGUGGAAAAGUACAACAUGGAGCCGGACCCUGCUGGCAGAGAUAUUUCCAUUCGUCCAAUUUUAGAGCACUGUGAAAACACUCACAUGACCAUUUGGCUUGGUAUUGUCUAUGCCUACAAAGGGCUGCUCAUGUUAUUUGGUUGUUUCUUAGCAUGGGAGACUCGAAAUGUCAGCAUUCCUGCUUUGAAUGACAGCAAAUACAUCGGGAUGAGUGUAUACAAUGUGGGGAUCAUGUGUAUUAUUGGAGCUGCAGUUUCAUUCCUCACUCGGGAUCAACCCAAUGUUCAGUUCUGCAUUGUUGCUUUAGUCAUUAUAUUCUGCAGUACCAUUACGCUCUGCCUUGUUUUUGUACCUAAGUUAAUCACACUGAGGACAAAUCCUGAUGCAGCCACUCAGAACAGACGUUUCCAAUUCACUCAAAAUCAAAAGAAAGAAGACUCAAAAACAUCAACAUCAGUCACCAGUGUCAAUCAAGCCAGUACAUCUCGGCUAGAAGGACUGCAGUCAGAAAACCACCGCUUGAGAAUGAAAAUCACAGAGCUGGACAAAGAUUUAGAAGAGGUUACUAUGCAGCUCCAGGACACACCUGAGAAGACAACAUACAUUAAGCAGAACCACUAUCAGGAUCUUAAUGACAUCCUCAGUAUACGGAACUUUACAGACAGCAAAGAUGGUGAGAAAGCAGUUUUGAAAAAUCACCUUGAUCAAAAUCCACAAGCACAGUGGAGCACAACAGAGCCCUCCAGAACAAGCAAAGAUCCUGUAGAAGAUAUCAACUCUCCAGAACAUAUACAACGCCGAUUAUCUUUACAACUGCCCAUUCUUCACCAUGCCUAUUUGCCAUCCAUAGGAGGAGUUGACGCUAGCUGUGCCAGUCCAUGUGUAAGCCCCAGUGCCAGUCCUCGGCACAGACACGUGCCACCAUCUUUUCGAGUGAUGGUUUCUGGCCUGUAGAAAUGGGAGAUCAGAGCUUCCUGAACUGCUUUUAAGUUCUUAAUGACUGGACUGAACAUCAGACGUAGAACUCUGCUAUAAACAUACUAUUUGCUCUUACCACACAGAGGAACUAGUGCUAAGGCCAUCAUCAUGGGAGUACCAGUGUAACUCAUGUGGAAAGACGAGAGCAAGAGAUACCUAGAGUUUGAUCUGUAGCCUUAUUCAUGGAGCUUUUAUUUCUUCACAAAGAAGUCAUUGAAAAUAUUUCUUCCCAAAUUUCUACUAGCAACAAGGAGGCUGGGAAAUACGAAUCUUGCAAAAAAUGAGACAAUUAAAAAAAAACAAACCACUCAACUGUCACUGUUACACGGCUGCUGAAAACAUGGAACUAUAUGCUGUCCGUGUAAGAAAAAUAAAAUGGUAGAGCUAUAACAUUUAUUGAAAUAGAUACACUUCGUUUUACAAAAGUUGUGUUAAAUUGUUGGAAGCAUUCUGCACUGGUUAGUCUUGCUUGUUUUCAUUUCAGAGAGGAUUUUCAGUGGGAAGGGGGGAUUUUGAGAAAUGAUUCCUGAAGUGUGAUUUAGACUCUGUGUUGCUAAUAGCAGGGUCCCCUUGUAACUAAAAACUAUACAUAGGGCAGAAGCAGAGGUUGUAGCAACAGCCCUGAGGCGUUACCAGCCACAGAGUUGCUGUUCUGAGUCAGAACUGUUUACAGUUCUCCAGGGAUUAGCUGUGGUGUUUGCCAGGUUCCCAUGCUGACCAUCAGGGACUUCAUUUUGACAGAGUUUCUUCCUCUCUUUCAAAAUAAACACAACCAACCGUAAUAUACAAAACUGGCAGAAAAAGUCCUAGGGCUGCUAACUCAAGAAGCUGAGGAUGGAUGGGUAGUAAAGUUUUAAUGUCACAGGAUGAAUUGAUUUUUACAGUUUGUUUGAAUUAUGCCACACAUAAUUACAAUCAUAUUAAUUUAGUACACGGGGUGGGUGGGGGAGCAGGGCACAGCACCUCGCGACUGCAGGCAAAUUCUGCAGAGUGCAUAGACAAUAAUAUACACUACCUUUGCUUGGUACCUGCGUGUGUGACAGUUGUAACUGGUAAUAGAUGGUAUAAACCAAGUUUGCCCAUAGAAUAUUUUGUUUGAAUAUGAAAAAUAAAGGUGUGGGAAAAGCAUGAAUUUUAAUCUCUCUGUUGAUAGGGGCUGAUCGUUUUUCAUAUUUGAGCACAUACCUUAGCUGCACACCCCUAAGCAAAGUUAUUCUAAGGUAUUAUAAUUGUAAGAUGUUCUAGCUCAGUGGGUCUCAAACUUUUUUACUGGCAACCCCUUUCAUACAGCAUGCCUCUGAGUGCGACCCCCCUAAUAAAUGAAACACACUUUUUUAUAUAUUUAACACCAUUAUAAAUGCUGGAGAUAAGCGGGGUUUGGGGUGGAGGUUGACAGCUCACGACACCCCAUGUAAUAACCUACAACCCCCUGAGGGGUGCCAACCCCGAGUUUUAGAACCCCUGGUCUAGCUGAACCAAUCUUAGAGACAUUCUCAUGGACUAUAAGUGAGGCCUAAUCCUAGCCUAUUCCCCAGUGUAUUGGCAGUGUGAUGUAUCACAGCCUCGUCAGUUGUUAAGACCAGUGAUUUUCUUAAACCAAAUAAAAAUAUUGUCUAGCUAAAAAUAGCAGUGGUGCCUCAGGAUGCACUCAGUGUCCUUAGGGUGACCAGACAGCAAGUGUGAAAAAUCGGGACAGAGCGUGGGGGGUAAUAGGCGCCUAUAUAAGACAAAGCCCUAAAUAUUGGGGCUAUGCCUAUAAAAUUGAGACAUCUGGUCAUCCUAAGUGUCUUUAACCAAUGCCUGCCCACCUCACACAUUCUGAAGUGAAUAUUCCACAAAUGCUCCCAGACCAGAGAUGACUAAAGAGCAGCUUUCAGUAUCUGCACAGUGGAGGAGGCUCAUUAACAGAGGGACUUAAUUGCAGCUUUGACAAAUAAGCAAAAAUCUUCACUACGUAGCCAAAAAUAACCAUAAAUAUAAAUCUUCCAGUGGGAGCAUCACAAAAUAUUUCACUUGGCACAUACAGUAGGAGAGAUUAUGGAGGUACCUGUAGCUUUCAGAACAAAAACAUGUAAGUAUAACACAGGUAAAAUAGAAUUCAUGACUCUGUUUAAGCAUUGAUGUUGUCACUCAAUGUGUGUUAACAGUAUUCUCUUGCUUUAUUAAUUUAAUCAGAGCCUGGUUUAUUUUUAAAGGAAUCUGUUAAUUUGUAAACGAGAAAAGGACAAUAUUGUAUAUAAUGUAUACACAAACAUCGCUGUAGAAAUAUUAAUCCAACAUAGCAGGAAAAACUCAAAAGUAUUGGCCUGAUGGAGGUGAGUGUGUGUGUGUCUGUAACGUUGUGAAUACCGACUGUGUGCCGUUUAUUAGGUUUAAACCAUGCAGUACAUUCUUUGUCUCAAUGAUACUGUAGUUUCUUCCAUGACAUUUUUUUUAAUUUCCUGCAGCAUAACCAGACCCACUAAGUGAAUAUAGCUAUUUAAUGUUUCUGUUCUUUUAUACUGCAGCAAAACAGUACUGUAAAUUUAUGAAGAGACUGUGCCCCAAUGGCAUUUUCCAAUGAUGUUAGUGCACAAAUGCUUUAAACUAGACUGGAACUGCCAGAAGAAAAUGUAAAUGAAAAAUUUCUUGUAUACCCUUAUACUGCAUGAGAUCAAUUUUUAAAAAAUUGUUGCAAAUCUGUUUUUAUGAAUAAAAUAUAGAAAAUCUAA